CCCUGCGCCUACGAGAUGGCAACCGAACCGACAAACCGACCAGUAUAGGUUGCCGCAUACUGGGGGCACCCCUGCGCCUACGAGAUAGCUAACGAACCGACAAACCGGCUAGCAUGGUUACCGAAUGAAAGAAAAUAGGGGCAUCCUACCAACUAUGGCGCCACUGAUAAUAGACCACGCACCAUCUAGCAGAAAUAGUGGCAACUAUUUUCACUACAAACUUGGGCGUUUUAUCACCGAUAACUCUUGUGUCCGCUGAAUCGCUGAAUGCACGCCAUGUGUUUGUACCUCUUCAGUUAAAGCUAGAUGAAUUAAGGUUAGUCAUGUCAGACGCUUUCGAGGAAAUUCAAGCUAUUAAAAUAAAGAGAAACAGUCUACGGGAAAAAUUACAGAAAAGAAAACGUGAGAGACAUGAAUUAUUUACUCUUACUUCUACAACACCAGUAUCAUCCACCUUGACGAGCGAUUCAUCUGUUACUGGCGAUGCAACUGGGCAUACACACAGAUCUGACCACAGCGAAUAUGAAAGGGACAUUCUGUGCAUUCUUCAUGAAUCAUUACCCAAUUUACCUAUUACAUCUGCAGAAUUAAUAGAUCAACUUCGAAAAAAUUUGAAUGCAGAUGUAUCUUCCACUGAUAUUCAUAAAAUUUUAGAGAAGUUUGCAGCACAAGAUAUUGUUAAAAUCAAAGAAGUUACAGAGAAUGGUAUUUUUGGAUAUACUGUGUUAUCAGUGAUAGAAUCACAAUCCUCGUAUCAGUCUCAAUCGGAUGAUACAGAAAAUCCAGAAAGUGCAGAAACAUCUGCAUCCGAACUAAAUGAUUAUGCACCUGCAGAAAAGCAACUCAAAUUGGAUAAAAAAAACACAGAGGAUAUAAUGUCACUUAUUUCAAUGCCAACAAUUAGGGAAAAAGAAAAUAAGAAGGUUGGAGAGCAAAUUCUAGACUUGUUGUCUAAACAAACGUCUAAAGAAAAAUCAUUGGCUGAACGAUUUCGGUCUCAAGGAGGAGCUCAGGUCAUGGAAUUUUGUCCUCAUGGUACAAGAGUGGAUUGUGUUAAAUUAAAUGGCGGACCUGGAUUUGCAGAGAAAUGCAAGAAACUUCAUUUCAAAAAGAUUAUUCAAAGUCACACAGAUGAAUCUUUAGGCGACUGUAGUUUUCUCAACACUUGCUUUCAUAUGGAUACAUGCAAGUAUGUUCAUUAUGAAGUAGAUGGACCAACAAUUCAACAGAAGGAAUCAAAUGACUCGGAUAACGCGAGUAAUGUCACGGUGGCUAAAGCUUUAAUAUUAGAUAGUAAAAAUGGUAGCAACGCUACUUGUCCUACCAGCGGUGGAUCGUUAGGUAGCGCAUUGACUCUUCAUCCACCGCAAUGGAUACAGUGUGACUUACGGUAUCUUGAUAUGACUGUACUGGGUAAAUUUGCUGUUAUAAUGGCAGAUCCUCCAUGGGACAUUCACAUGGAAUUACCGUAUGGUACCAUGUCGGACGAUGAAAUGAGACAAUUAGGGAUACCGGCUCUUCAAGAUGAAGGUCUUUUAUUUUUAUGGGUAACAGGGAGAGCGAUGGAGCUUGGCAGGGAAUGCUUACAGUUAUGGGGUUACGAGAGAGUAGACGAAAUUAUAUGGGUAAAAACCAAUCAGUUACAAAGAAUUAUAAGAACUGGUCGGACGGGUCAUUGGCUGAAUCAUGGUAAAGAACAUUGUCUGGUUGGUAUGAAAGGAAAUCCAAGAAUUAAUCGGGGAUUGGAUAGCGACGUUAUUGUAGCCGAAGUUCGCGCCACUAGUCACAAGCCAGACGAAAUUUAUGGAAUUAUCGAACGUAUGAGCCCGGGGACAAGAAAGAUCGAAUUAUUUGGUCGACCACAUAAUGUUCAACCUAAUUGGAUAACAUUAGGUAAUCAAGUAGAUGGUGUUCAUUUGAUUGAUCCUCAACUCAUAAAGGCUUUUAAAAAACGUUAUCCAGAUGGAAAUUCGAUGAAACCUGCGAAACCAUAAGUAUUUUAGAUUAAUGUAAAAUAAGUGGACUGUUAUUUUAUUACAAGAAUUAUAAGAAUAAAACCGU
Hylaeus anthracinus is the source of this 2061-nucleotide messenger RNA. It is a transcript of the gene Mettl3, whose product is annotated as N6-adenosine-methyltransferase catalytic subunit. Gene Ontology annotation, molecular function: mRNA (2'-O-methyladenosine-N6-)-methyltransferase activity; mRNA m(6)A methyltransferase activity. The record is from RefSeq and is a predicted model, not a curated record. The transcript is spliced from 5 exons. NCBI's taxonomy places the organism in Eukaryota, Metazoa, Arthropoda, Insecta, Hymenoptera, Colletidae. The coding region runs from base 324 to 1994 and encodes 556 amino acids. Gene Ontology annotation, cellular component: nucleus; RNA N6-methyladenosine methyltransferase complex.